Uloborus diversus is the source of this 2229-nucleotide messenger RNA. RefSeq lists its product as uncharacterized. The record is from RefSeq and is a predicted model, not a curated record. Lineage: Eukaryota; Metazoa; Arthropoda; Arachnida; Araneae; Uloboridae. The transcript is spliced from 5 exons. Bases 67 to 600 code for a protein of 177 amino acids.
CAGUAACGAAUUUGAAUUUCCUCUUUAUGCGCGACGUUUUCUAAACGAUUGACAGGCGUAUUCGGAAUGAGCUUGGAGAAUCUUGAUAAACUAAAUUAUGGUCUUCCACUGAUGUCGCCGGAGAAUGUGGUGGGGGUGUCUACGAAUGGAGAGAAAGUGGACACUGCUUACUCACAGGGCAGCCUCAAGCGUCCUCGAACAGAAGAGUACUCUGACGUUGGAGUGUACUCCACUGGCAAAAUGAGCCAGUACAUGUACUCGGAAGGGAGAAGUUAUUCUAAAUCUAAAACAUUUUUAUCGAUCCGUUGCAACAACUUUGUGUACCACACAGAGGAUUGGAAGCCCAAGGGGUGCACCAUGUACCUACCACUAAGAGAAGACAUCAUGAUAAACACCCAGAACAUUGAGCAGAUCAGCUUCGAGACCGAUCAAUUCUUUUUGGCUGAUGAGAAAGGGAAUUAUGUUGGAGCAAAGCCGGGUAAUGCAAUCCAUCUUUGGAGGUUCGAUCCCUCAACCAAAAAAUUAUACAUCUCACGCUCUGUGCUCUUCCUCAAAGAACAGGAUUACCAGGAUGUGCAAUUCCAGUUGGACAACCUGUGAUCAAAGAAUGCCCUCUGUGAGGUGUGAAGAAUUCUGCAGGUGCAAAUAUUUUUUUGCCAAAGAGAGGUACAAAGUCCUGUUUGUAUGUGAGAAAUUAAUAUAUUUUAUCAUUAUUUAAAAUACCUUGACAUAGGAUGAUAAUGGGUCUGAAUGUUUAAUUUUAUAUUUGACGAGAACUCAUUUAUUCUCGAAAGCUUGUGAUAAUGAAAGACGUUUUAUAUGUAUACAUAUAUAUAUAUAUGCAUGCUAAUAUGUUGUGUGCUAAUAAACUUGGAAUUCCAUUUGCUCAAACCCGGCCUGUAUAUUUAAGCAGUUUGUCACUUAGAUCAUACAAGGCUUGUGAAAAAUCAGUGUAUUUUCUAAAGCCAUAAGUAAUUUGUGGCGUGUAUGGGUAGAAUAAAUUGCAUGUAGCUGUUUUGAAGCAUAGAAGUUUUACAUUCAUUUAGAAAAAAAAAAAGAAUACUAUAACACUACUUUACUAAUUAAAAAUGAAUGUAAUCAGCAUUUUAGUCGUAUAAAAUAUUUAUGCAGAAUUUUUUUUCUAAUGCAAAAAACAUAGCUUUAACAUAACUGUGAAUAUAAAGAACAGUUUUUUACUAAAUGUUAAUUAGAUUUUAUAAAUUUUAAUUUAAAAAAAAACAGGAAUUAGAGUUUAACUUUCAUUAUUUCUCAUAUAGUUGGUUACAGUUCCCACACAACAUGGUGAAAAUUUUAAUGAUCUUAGUUACUAUCACUUGAGAUCAUUAUAAACUAUUUGAGAUUUAAGAACAAGUGAAUUUAUAGUUUCUAAAAUCAAAUAGAUGAUGACAUUUUCCAUGGGAAAUGCAGUAGAGCUAAAAUCCGCCAAUGUAAAAUCUACCAAAAACAAAAAUCCACUCUCAUUUUUUUUUAGUAUUGUAGAACUAAAGCACUGAUACAGAGGGCACUGCUUAUAUGAAUCACGUUUGUUCUAAACAGUUUUGAUUUAAAAAAAAAGCGCCCAAUCCAGUACAGCUGGAUAUUGUUAAGUUUUUGACAAUUUGAUUCAUUAAUUGAUCAAAUGGCGGUUGAUUCAAUUAACCGGCAUCCACUGAAUAUCAAGAUCAGAUUACCAGGGUUGCAGACUAUCCAGGUUGCACCCUUCUCCCUCAUAAAAGAAAAUAAAAAAAGAGAAUCCUUGUGAAAAAUGAGGAAAAGGACCUAAAUCUUGUGUCUAGUAAAUCUUGAUAAACAUAAAAAUCUCCCUCUUUUUAAAAUAAUUCUUUUGUUUAAUUCUCUUCUUUAGUGUUAUUUGGAUGCCUCAGUUGCCAAAUCGAUUAACUCCACUUAAAAAAAAGAUCCUUAUUUCUGCUUUAAUAGAGCUUAAUCAACGCUUAGAUCUUAGAAUGUAAAUUUAUAUUACAAUUUUGGUUCAGUACAUUUCUGAUCCUGCGAUGGCAGAAAAUGUAACACAAGGGCCCAUUCACUCCAAUGGAUAACACUAUCUUCUUCAUCACUUUUCUCGACUUUUUGUGUUAUGGAGUUAAUUGAUUUGGCAAGUGAAGCAUCCAUUUAAUGUCCUAACUCAAAAUACAUUCUGUAUAACAUUUUAAAUGAUGUAUUUUGAUUAUUUUGUUUGCAUUACUAUCCUGAUUUAACAGCUCAAAAAAA